Molecule: messenger RNA, 2513 nt
Organism: Drosophila bipectinata
Lineage: Eukaryota; Metazoa; Arthropoda; Insecta; Diptera; Drosophilidae
Gene: PNPase
Product: polyribonucleotide nucleotidyltransferase 1
Biological process (GO): mitochondrial mRNA catabolic process; mitochondrial RNA 3'-end processing
Cellular component (GO): cytosol; mitochondrion
Molecular function (GO): polyribonucleotide nucleotidyltransferase activity; 3'-5'-RNA exonuclease activity; RNA binding
Source: RefSeq, a predicted model, not a curated record
GUGUUGUCGGAUUGGCCGAACAUUGCCGGCACUUUUUAGGUAAUGGCCAUGCUUCUUCCAAGGAAAACACUAAAGUUGCUGAAUUACCGCCUAAGAUGCCUCAAUUUAACAGGUGACAGUCACAAGAAACUCCUUCACAACAGUGCCACGGGGGAAGGGCCAUCAGUGGAGGUCAACUUCAGCAAUGGGCGGAACAUGACAUUCAGUUCAGGGCGCCUGGCGCGGUUUGCCAAUGGUAGCUCCGUCUGCCAGAUGGGCGACACGGCUGUCAUGGUGACGGCUGUGGCCAAGGCGAAGCCCACUCCCGGCCAGGGAUUCAUGCCAUUGGUGGUGGACUACCGGCUGAAGAACGCAGCCUCUGGUCGGAUCCCAAUGAACUUCAUGCGCAGGGAAAUGGGACCGUCAGAAAAGGAGAUCCUCUCCGCUCGUCUCAUCGAUCGUUCCUUGCGUCCUCUAUUCUCCAAAGACUACCGAACCGAGACGCAACUGGUGUGCAACAUGUUGGCCAUGGAUGCGGUUCAUAGUCCUGAUGUCCUAGCCAUCAACGCCGCGUCCAUGGCUCUGUCGCUUAGCGACAUUCCGUGGAACGGACCUAUUGGGGCUGUAAGAGUCGGCCUCUGCGAUGGUGAAGUACUGAUAAACCCCACGCGCCGGGAGCUGCAGUCGUCACAACUAGACCUGGUCGUGUCGGCCACCAAACAAAAUCUCGUGGUGAUGCUGGAAGGCAAGGGAAACGUAGUACUGCAGCAGGACUUGCUGAAGGCCAUCAAGCAGGGCACCCGGGAGGCGCAGUUCAUCAUUCACGAGAUCGAGCGCCUCCAGAAAGCAUAUGGCAGGCAAAAGCGGGACUUGGAGGCACCAGCUGCCACAGACCCAGAGCUGGAGCAGGCUGUUAGAAGCAUGUGCGAGAUGCGACUGAGAGAGAUCUUCCAGGAUGCGCAUCACGACAAAAUCUCCCGGGACAACGCCGUUAACGAAGUGAGGUCCAACGUCAUCGACAAGGUGUGGAGUUCCUUCCCGGAUACAGAACCCUCCCAAAUCGGCGAGCUAUUCAACCAGACCUGCCGGGAGAUCUUCCGCGAAUUGAUCUUCGAGCGGGAGCAACGGUGUGACGGAAGGGGCUACGAUCAGUUGCGGAACAUAUCCUGUCAGGUGGACCUAUACAAGCCUCUGCAUGGCUCAGCUCUGUUCCAGCGUGGUCAGACGCAGGUGUUCUGCACAGUGAGCCUCGAUUCCCCCGAGAGUGCCAUGAAGCUGGAUUCACUAGCUGCUUUGGACAGUGGUGGCCUCAAGGCCAAGAACUUUAUGCUCCACUACGAGUUCCCUCCAUAUGCAACCGGUGAAGUGGGUCGAAUUGGUCCUUUGGGUCGCCGGGAACUGGGACAUGGCGCCCUCGCAGAAAGAGGCCUGCUUCCGACCCUGCCGCACGAUUAUCCUUUCACAGUGCGACUCACUUCCGAGGUCUUGGAGUCCAACGGGAGCAGUAGCAUGGCCAGCGUGUGUGGCGGAUCUUUGGCCCUCAUGGAUGCCGGAGUACCUGUGAGUGCUCCGGCAGCGGGUGUGGCCAUCGGUCUGGUCACAAAAUACGAAAACGACGAUACCAAGCACCUGCAGGACUACCGAAUCCUGACAGACAUUCUGGGCAUCGAAGACUACAUGGGCGAUAUGGACAUGAAGGUGGCUGGCACUAGGAAGGGCUUUACAGCCAUUCAGGCCGACCUCAAGAUUCCUGGAAUCCCGCUGAAAGUGGUAAUGGAAUCGCUGCAAAAGGCCACCGAUGCCAAGUCCAAAAUUCUGGACAUCAUGGGCGAAGCCAUCAGAGAGCCGAGAAAGUAUCGUAAGGACAGCUGGCCCGUGAGUGAGACCCUCACUGUGGAACCACACCAGAGAGCGCAAUUGAUCGGUCCGAGUGGACUGCACAUGAAACGCAUCUACCUGGAGACGGGCACCACUCUGACAGCCGCCGACGAAAGCCAAUUCUCCGUGUUUGCCCCUUCACAGGCGGCCAUGGAUGAGGCCAAGGAGAUGAUCGAGGGCUACAUGGUAAAGGAGCGCGUCCCGGACCUAGAGUUCGGUGGAAUAUACACUGCCAAGAUAACGGAGCUACGCGACACGGGAGUGAUGGUCAUCCUCUAUCCCAGCAUGCCGCCAGCGCUGCUACACAACUCACAGCUGGAUCAGCGCAAGAUCGCCCACCCAUCGGCCCUGAAUCUGGAGGUGGGUCAAGAGAUCCAGGUCAAGUACUUCGGUCGCGACCCCGUCUCCGGUUUUAUGCGACUCUCGCGCAAGGUUCUCCAAGGACCUGCCGUAGGCAUCGCCCGCACCCUCAACAAGUCCGCCGAAGAGAGCGGAACGUGAGGGAUGAGGAGUCACGGUUCCAAGACAGUUGUACAGUUGACUUUGUUAGGCAUCCCAGUGGGAAGAGUUGUUCACACACGCAACUUUAUUUUAAGGAAUACAAUUUUUGUGUCAAAAAUAUUAACGUUUAUAAAAUAUAUAGAUGAAGACUCAGA